AUAGUUUAUUAACCACUUCGUGAAAUUCGCUUCCGUCUCGACGCAACGCGAAAUGAGCAUCCCGGAGUCAUCAACUAAUUGUUCAACUGGCAGUUAUUUAGACGAUCUGUUGAAAGAGCUUCAGAUAAUGACUAACAUAUACGAAUCGAAUGAUAGUGUCAAAUUUCGAAAUGCUCAUAAUCUUCUAGUUCGUGAAAUCAAGCGUGUUUAUGACGCAGAAAUGAUCGUGAAUGGUCUCGGAAGCGGAACACCGCCACCCUCUUUCCUCGGAAGAGCUAAUGCUGGAAAAGAUGAAUCAAUGGAUCUAUCCUCGCUUAGAAAUCUUCUGAAGGAUGAUCCGUUGUUGAUGACACCACCACCUGGACUGCAACGUCGCCAGACUUUCAGCCCAAUGACUUUGUCAUUGAUUGGAGGUUUGAAAAAUGGUUGUUCUGAGAAUGAAAAUAAGGAAGAGGGGAAGUUUGAGAAAAUUGACAAAGUUUUCUUUCCUCCCGAGACUGCCAACAAUACUAAUCCAGUCGGACGCCUCAUUGGUCCACGUGGAAUGACAAUUCGCCAACUCGAAAAAGAUCUCGGAUGCAAGCUGUUCAUUCGCGGAAAAGGAUGUACAAAAGAUGAUGCCAAAGAAGAACGUCUUCGUGAACGUGUUGGCUGGGAGCAUCUCAAAGAACCGAUUCACGUGAUGAUUUCAGUCCGCUCCGAUUCGGAAGAGGCUGCAUCCGAGAAACUGUCAUCUAUCAAGAAAAUGCUUCAAGAAUUUUUGGAACAUACUGACUCGGAACUCAAACGCUCUCAGCUUAUGCAACUAGCUGUUAUUGAAGGAACACUCAAAUAAUUGCUUUGUUGUGGCCAAUACAUUAUUUGAUUGUAAUACAAAUAUAAAUUUCUGAAUAUU
Molecule: messenger RNA, 895 nt
Organism: Caenorhabditis elegans
Lineage: Eukaryota; Metazoa; Nematoda; Chromadorea; Rhabditida; Rhabditidae
Product: K Homology domain-containing protein
Exons: 5
Coding region: 53-835 (260 amino acids)
Molecular function (GO): nucleic acid binding; RNA binding
Source: RefSeq, marked reviewed